Magallana angulata is the source of this 6022-nucleotide messenger RNA. RefSeq names its product mucin-2-like. Gene Ontology annotation, molecular function: metalloendopeptidase activity. Lineage: Eukaryota; Metazoa; Mollusca; Bivalvia; Ostreida; Ostreidae. Bases 75 to 4265 code for a protein of 1396 amino acids. The record is from RefSeq and is a predicted model, not a curated record. Gene Ontology annotation, biological process: proteolysis. The transcript has 19 exons.
UUGGAACUGCUACUAGAGAAUCGGGUAUCUUUGUGAACUGGCGUUCGAGUAUAAACAGGACUUUAGUUAAUGCAAUGUUGAUGUACUAUGUCAUAGGGUGUGUGCUUUCGGUUUGUGUUCAACAAGGGUACCUUCUAAAGCUUCCCGGGGGCCUUAAGCAAGAUUUAGUUCAAGGCAAGGUGUACCAACAUUUUUCACCAUCUCCAAGGUGGCGACGUGACACGAGCCGUUUGUCCUCCAAGUUUCGUCUAUUUAUAGUAAUUGGUGGGCGUUCGAUAAGACUGUCCUUGACCUUUAACCCACGAUUGUCUGGGUGUGUCAAGGUCUAUUCCCAACAAAAGGAAACUUGCCACAAUCAACAAUGGAAUGGCGACAGGUUUUACCAGGACCCACGGCACGGUGCAUCGAUUCAAGUCAAAGGUCCCAACGACGGACAUCAUGAUAUGUCCGGUUUUUUCACCUUUGGUCAUCAUAACCACUAUAUUCAGUCAGUAUCCAGAAUAAAGUCCUCAGCCAGAGAAUCACGUGUGUCCUUCAUUGUCUCAAAGAAAGCAGUGAUUGCAGAUCUCAGAUCAGAUUAUAUUGAAUCAGAUACAUCUACCUUGCAAUAUAGACCUUUAAGGAAGAAUUACCCAGUGCGCCAUAAGAGAUCGAGUUCGGAAAACAAAGUGGAACUGUUCCUUGCUGUAGACAACAGUAUUUACCAAUUUUGGUACCAACAGAAUGCUAACAUCUCAGAGGAGCAGGAGAGGCGGAACGCCACCAUCGCUGAUAUCAAACAAUACUACGCCCUCCUCAUCAACUCAGUUGAUGGGCGGUACAAAAACUUUCAAGGUGGAUCGUUUACGAUGGACGUCAUAUUUGCUGGGAUAUACAUAGCAGAGACAGAAAACUUAUGGACAGGAAGUGCGAGUGAGGAAAAUACAAUAGACUCAUUCCAAGCUCUUGAUUCCUUUGAGGCAUGGCGGACUUCAAUGUUAGGUUCGGGAUCUAUUCCGGAUCAUGAUCAUGCUAUGCUGUUUACACGGUAUGACAUUGCACUUAACAAUCAGACGGACACUACAGGAUUAGCAUACAUAGGCUCUAUCUGUUCAUCCAAAUCCUUUUCUCUUGUCGAAGAAAAUUUUGACUUCAUUAGUUCCGCUAUUGCAGCUCACGAAUUGGGCCAUAGUUUAGGGGCCACGCACGAGGCUGUCGGGAAUAACACAUGCCCGGAUGAUGGUUACGUCAUGUCCGCUGUCGUCAUCCCGCGGGCCGGUUCCACCAAUCCCUGGAGGUUCUCUUCCUGCUCCAUGACCCAGAUAACAAACCAUAUCAACUCUCUAUCAUCUAACUGUCUAUUACAAGAGACAUCAACCGCUGAAGCACUACAGGGUUAUACAUACAGCUCCAUUGGUCAGAUGUACACGGCAGACAAACAGUGCGAGCUCAGUAUCGGCGACGGGUCCGUCAUUUGUAGGGAUAUGUACAUCUCAUCCAAUGUCAAUGAAAUGUGCACGAGUCUGAAAUGCAGAUCCCCGGAUGGUAGAAGUUGUAGCGCCAUUCUGCCGGCCGACGGAACUACUUGUGGAAAUCAUAAGUGGUGCCAAGAUGGAACUUGUUCCUACAAUAGCUCUAGUCCAAGUGCUGAUGAAAACUGUUUAUUUGGUGACGAACCAGGCAAUUUUUGUUCAGAUAUGAUUUCGAAAAAACCUUGGGGUUGUUAUGGUAACGACUACCGGAAGUGUUGUCAUUCUUGUGAGUCGAUCCGGUCCAAUGACAAGAGUUGUCCAUUCGGAGAUCGGAGUGACUGUUCCUUUAUGACCUUCAUCCGCCGUACAUACUGCUAUGAACAAAAUAUAAAUAACGAAUGCUGUGGUUCGUGCAAAAAAUUCUCAACAAAUAUAUCAGGCUGUGAAUAUGGAGAUAGAGUGGCCACGUGUCUUACUGUUGACUGUUCCGGACAACAAGCAGCAGUGAACUGUUGUUUAACAUGUCGAAACGAAACAACAACACUGGCGUCACCUUCAACGACAUCGACAACCAAACCAAGCACAACAACAUAUACAUCACAGAGCAAGUCAGCAACAUCAACAACAACUAGGAUAAUAACAACUAUGACAACAAAACCAAGUACAGCAGCAGUGACAACAACCACUGGAAGUCAAAGCUCAGUAACAACACCAAGCACAACAACAAUUUCAACUCCAAGCACUUCAAAAACAUCAGCAACAAGGAUAAUCACAACUUUGACAACAACACCAAGUACAGCAGCAUUGACAACAACCACUGGAAGCCAAAGCUCAGUAACAACACCAAGUACAACAACAAUUUCAACUCCAAGCACUUCAAAAACAUCAACAACUAGGAUAAUACCAAUUUUGACAACAACACCAAGUACAGAGGCAUUGACAACAACCACUGGAAGCCAAAGCUCAGUAAAAACACCAAGUACAACAACAAUUUCAACUCCAAGCACUUCAAAAACAUCAACAACUAGGAUAAUCACAACUUUGACAACAACACCAAGUACAGCAGCAUUGACAACAACCACUGGAAGCCAAAGCUCAGUAACAACACCAAGUACAACAACAAUUUCAACUCCAAGCACUUCAAAAACAUCAACAACAAGGAUAAUCACAACUUUGACAACAACACCAAGUACAGAGGCAUUGACAACAACCACUGGAAUCCAAAGCUCAGUAACAACACCAAGCACAACAACAAUUUCAUCUCCAAGCACUUCAAAAACAUCAACAACAAGGAUAAUCACAACUUUAACAACAACACCAAGUACAGCAGCAGUGACAACAACCACUGGAAGCCAAAGCUCAGUAACAACACCAAGCACAACAAAAAUUUCAACACCAAGUACUUCAAAAACAUCAAUAACAACCAGUAGAAGACCAAGCUUAACAACAAAACCAAGUACAGCAGCAGUGACAACAACCAUUGGAAGCCAAGGCUCAGUAACAACACCAAGCACAACAACAAUUUCAUCUCCAAGCACUUCAAAAACAUCAACAACUAGGAUAAUUACAACUUUGACAACAACACCAAGUACAGCAGCAGUGACAAUAACCACUGGAAGCCAAAGCUCAGUAACAACACCAAGCACAGCAACAAUUUCAACACCAAGUAUUUCAAAAACAUCAACAACAACCAGUAGAAGACCAAGCUUUACAACAAAACCAAGUACAGCAGCAGUGACAACAACCACUGGAAGCCAAGGCUCAGUAACAACACCAAGCACAACAACAAUUUCAACACCAAUUACUUCAGAAACAUCAACAACAACCAGUAGAAGAACAAGGCUAACAACAAAACCAAGUACAGCAGCACUUACAUUACCAAGCACAUCAACAACCAGCAUAAGUUUAGCAACAAAUGCAACACAAAGUAUUUCUACAACAAUUAAAACCAAUACAAAUUCAAGCACAACAACAACACCAAGCAAUACAACAACUAAAAUGUUCACAACAACCCCAGUACCAACUUCUACCACAUCAAGCACUUACAGUAUCUCAACACCAACAACUUUAUUAACAGCAUUAACCACUGCUCUAUCAACACGUGCUCCAACGACAUCGACUCCAAAAAAUUCAACAUCGCCAGCAAUUCUCACAACAACUAAAAAUUAUGCUCCAAUAACAACAAAAACACCGAUAACAUCCACUGUUUUGACAACCACCGAUGUUGAGUUCGCUUCAUCAACGAGUGUUUCAAUAACAUCAACAAAUCUUCCGUUCACACUCAAAACAACAACUCCUGAGCCGGAAACAACACAAACUUUAUUCUCAAAGAUGCCAACAACAAAUUCUAUAAAUAACUCUACUCCAGUAUCAACAGCAUCGGUAUCUGAAACAUCAACAAUAACAAUGCCCUCCACAACAACAACAGAGACAUCAGUUGAAACGGUUUUACCAGACACAUCUACGUCGUCAACAAAAUCAACCGCAAUAGAGUUCAUUUCAACAACUGCAGUGACAACAAAGGAAACAGUUAAAGAGACAACAACAGAAACAACUAGAGAGACAACAAAGGAAAGAACAACAAAUGAAACAACUAAGGGGACAACACUGUCCCCGGUCAGUACGAGCGCUGGUUUUGAAGCACGGACCACACAACUGUCACUACUGUCGGGUGACACAGAACGCCCGUCUGUAACUCAAGAAUCAUGGUUUGCUUUAGUUAUGGCUGCCAUCGGCAUAGCAGUUGUUCUGCUGAUUUUAUUCAUAAUUUUGAAAGUAAGGCAUCAAAGGAAAGCUCUGUCUUACGAUUUAUAAAGCUGCCUCUUUAGGAAUACCAAGGAAACGGAGUAUGUCGAUUUAGAGAUAACAGUUGACACCAAAAUUAUAAUUAGCAUCCCCACCGGUAACGACCGGGUACCACCGUGGCUUACUCCGUACAAUCCCAACAUCGUACAUGUAUAAACGAUGGCCAACUUGUACGUGUGACAAUACUAGUCAACUAGCCACCACUCUCUCUUGGUUCCGUCUUCUUUGGUGGCGUUUCUUGUGGUCAACAAAGAGUUGUGCCUGUGAACCAAGACAGCUGGCUUCCAUAUCAACACUACAGCCUCCUCCCAUGGAAAUGUGUGGGAACUAUGGAACGCAAACUAACUACAAUGCUUCCGCUUAUUGGUACUGUAUCAUAAUUCUUGACAAGAGAAGCAGUAAAAAGAGUAACGGAUUAAUGCGCUAAAAAUUGACAGAUAACAUAAUUUUUACAGGAUUCCAGCAUAUCUUAAUGAAUUGGGGAAAAUUAUGAACUUUUGGAAAAUCAAGAUGGUCCAAAUUAGGUAUUUGGACUUUAAAAAAAUCCUAAAUACAUGUAAUUGAAUUUUGUCCAAGUCAGCAAAAAUGUUUGGAAAUUUUAAACUCAAGUAACACUUCUAAAAAAGCGCAUGCAAAGAAGCAAGAGCAAGCGUGAUGUCGAAAGAACCUGACUUCGUCUUGAACCAAAAUUUUCGGAUACAUUUUUUGCUCUGGUAAAUUCCUGACAGAAACUAUCAUUACAUCAACCAAUUUAUUAUAUCAAGGCCGUAUCUUUCUGAAUAUCAAUCGCAAUUACUUGAUACAAAUGUGUCCGACACAACCCAACUUGUUCUGAUGGAACAGUUUACGACCGGAAUCUGUGAAGUGAUGUCAAAUGUAUCAAAAUACCCAUAACCUUGAUAUUUUCCUUCUGUCUAACUGUUUUAUUGUCGACUCAUAUGUUUAAGUCACGAAAUGACAUGAACACUCAACUAUAAAUAAUUAUAAAUGUACAACUAAAGUCAGACAUUUUGUGAUGGACGAAUUGUUGCCGGAAAAUGGAAUUCUAAUUUAUUACAUAUCAAAUGUUUUUAUGUACUAUAUAGAAAAUAAAAUAAUAAUUUAUUUGAAUGUAGCACGUAAUUUAUUCCAUAAAGUAUAGAUAAUCACAUAUCCUCGGAUAACCAAAUCAAGUAUUCGUUUUGUUUGAAAAGUUUCUUUGAUUUCUAGGGUCAGUGAGUUAAUGUGUAAAAGAUACAUCUUGUUUUUGUCUCGGUAACCACAGUGAAGUGUUCAACGAACGAAACAGACAUAAAACGUUGCCUUAUGAAGCAGGAAGAUGCAGGUUUAUCCUUUACUUUUCUCCGUGUGUUUUAUUUACUGUACAAUCAUAAAUUGCUAUCAUACACAUGUCUUUUGGAAACGAACACGGCUCAAUUAAUUACAAUAUAUACAUGUACAUGUAAAGUGACGAUCAAAAAUGGAAGAACAUUAGAGUGCACCAUUCUCUGUAAAGUUUAUACAAAUCAAUAACAGUUAAACCAAAUACUCAGUUUUAAUUACAAGUCAAACAUCAUUGCAUUUGUUAAUAAACUUAAAGUAAAUUUCCUACAAAUCCUUUCCUUGUAAAUGUGCAUGUAAAUAAACAACCACUACGUUUUCUUUUGAUUUCGCCGCCCUGACAACUUUUUCAAAGAGAAAUGAUAAAAAAAACCUCACUGAUCCCGAUGUAUUUGGCACUGAGAACAUUAUGAAUAAAGUAUCAAAUGGAGUGAGGGAAAAAGAAC